This is a messenger RNA of Microdochium trichocladiopsis, 504 nucleotides long. RefSeq lists its product as uncharacterized. The record is from RefSeq and is a predicted model, not a curated record. The coding region runs from base 1 to 504 and encodes 167 amino acids. Lineage: Eukaryota; Fungi; Ascomycota; Sordariomycetes; Xylariales; Microdochiaceae. The transcript is spliced from 3 exons.
AUGCAAGCAUGGGUGGUGCGUGUCGUGGGUGCCACAGCAUCCUUGGAGAGAAACACGGCACCCGCACACUCCUACACUUUCGACACACGGGACAUCAGUCCGGCCGGCCUGGCGGGCUCACUAAGUUCUGGCCACGACAAGGACAGCACCCUGCUCGUCAGUGUUUGUGGAUGGUCUGAGACAACGUCCGUCGGGACGCACCUGCGCUGCACUGUCGUCCGUGGGGCCAGCACCGAACACACAAUCGCCGUUCUCAGUGCACCCAUUGGUGUCGACACCUUGGACACCAUCCGUCCCUUCGUCAACCAUUUGGCAGGCUGGACUCAGGCGCGCGGGCGGGCGAGAGUUGUCCUGUGUGGAUCUGCCUACGCCUGUCCUAGUGCGCAUGCUGGUGGAACCUGGCCGGCGGGCGCCCUCCAUAAUGCUGUUGCUCGUAUCGAGCGUAUCAAAGACGUCCGUCGUGCCCUGUACCCACAAGGCGACGAGUGGCACUAUCGUCACUAA